AUUUGGUCCCUUAACGAGAAUAUUCACUCACCCUCUCCAUCAAAACGCAUAAAUAACACACCACCACCCGUUACUUUAGUCUCAUCAUAACAAUCUUCUCAAAAACAAAAAUAAUAAAUAAAAAUUCAAAAUGGUUGUGUCUUCUCUGUUUCAUCCUUCAUUCUCCACCCUCGUUUUUAACGCUCCUAAACCGAAUACACAUAACCGCACACUCACCGUCGCCACCGCCACCACCAACAACCACUCUCCAUCACCGGAUCUCGCCACCGACAACAUCAAAGACAUCGCCCGCCGUCACCCUGCCACCUCCAACAACUUCACUGCCAAAUACGUCCCAUUCAACUCCACCUUCGACUCCCCUGAAUCCUACUCCCUCGAUGAAAUCGUUUAUCGCAGCAACUCCGGCGGCCUCCUUGACGUCCACCAUGACAUCGAAGCACUGGCAAAAUUCGACGGCGCGUACUGGCGCAACCUAUUCGAUUCGCGCGUGGGUAAAACCACUUGGCCUUAUGGUUCAGGUGUAUGGAGCAAAAAGGAAUGGGUCCUACCAGAAAUCCACCCUGAUGAUAUCGUUAGCGCUUUUGAAGGUAACUCUAAUCUUUUCUGGGCUGAACGUUUUGGCAAACAGUUUGUAGGCAUGAACGAUCUUUGGGUUAAACACUGUGGUAAUAGCCAUACCGGAAGUUUCAAAGAUCUUGGAAUGACUGUGCUUGUUAGUCAGGUCAAUCGCCUCCGGAAAAUGAACCGUCCUUUGGUCGGAGUUGGCUGUGCUUCCACCGGUGAUACCUCGGCUGCACUGUCUGCUUAUUGUGCUUCAGCCGGAAUUCCUUCGAUUGUUUUCCUACCAGCGAAUAAAAUCUCAACCGCCCAGUUGAUUCAGCCUGUUUCAAAUGGUGCAUUGGUGCUUAGUAUUGACACUGAUUUCGAUGGUUGCAUGAAGCUGAUUAGGGAAAUUACUUCUGAAUUGCCGAUUUAUUUGGCGAAUUCGUUGAAUAGUUUGCGAAUUGAAGGACAGAAAACUGCUGCUAUUGAGAUUUUGCAGCAGUUUGAUUGGCAGGUACCUGACUGGGUGAUUGUACCUGGUGGAAAUUUGGGGAAUAUUUAUGCAUUUUACAAAGGUUUCAAAAUGUGUAAAGAUUUAGGGCUUGUUGAUAAGAUUCCAAGGCUGGUUUGUGCACAAGCUGCAAAUGCAAAUCCUUUGUAUUUGUAUUAUAAGAAUGGUUGGAAAGAGUUUAAAGCAAUUAAAGCCGAAACAACUUUUGCUUCUGCUAUUCAAAUUGGUGAUCCUGUUUCAAUUGAUAGAGCUGUUUAUGCAUUGAAGAAUUCUGAUGGGAUUGUUGAGGAAGCUAGUGAAGAGGAAUUGAUGGAUGCAAUGGCACUUGCUGAUUCAACUGGAAUGUUUAUUUGUCCUCAUACUGGUGUGGCUUUAACUGCUUUGAUCAAGCUUAGGAAUAAUGGGGUUAUUGGAGCUAGUGAAAGGGUUGUGGUUGUUAGUACUGCUCAUGGUUUGAAAUUUGCAGAUAGUAAGAUUGAUUAUCAUUCUGGGAAUAUUGCUGGAAUUGGUCGUUUUGCUAAUCCACCUGUUUCUGUUAAGGCUGAUUUUGGUUCCGUUAUGGAUGUGUUGAAAGAUUUUCUGUUGAGUAAAGCACCAAAGUAGUUUGUAGUAGGUUAAUUUGGAGUUGUCGUUUUCACUUUUUCAGUUGUCCCUAUAGUACAUGUCACUCUAGUUAUACUUUCUUGACUUGACAAGUUUGUGUUGACUUUUCAUGUACAAUUUUGUUCAAGUAUUAGAGGGUUUGAGUUUAUGAAUGAACACAUUUUACUUGUCAAAUUUGGCUCUCUUGAGAACUACUUACACAUUAAGUUGACUCCUGUUAAAAAUUUGGGGCACUUGUUAGUUGUACUUUGAUUGAGUUCUUCAAGGACAAGAACGAAGUAAGAGACAAA
Messenger RNA from Medicago truncatula (barrel medic), 1947 nucleotides. RefSeq names its product threonine synthase, chloroplastic. Gene Ontology annotation, biological process: amino acid metabolic process. Bases 131 to 1657 code for a protein of 508 amino acids. The transcript has a single exon. The record is from RefSeq and is a predicted model, not a curated record. Gene Ontology annotation, molecular function: pyridoxal phosphate binding. NCBI's taxonomy places the organism in Eukaryota, Viridiplantae, Streptophyta, Magnoliopsida, Fabales, Fabaceae.